UCCACUUUAAAUUAACAUUCUGGCUAAAACUGAGAAUGACACACUUGACUUAGCUUCUUACUAAGUAACCUAGUUAAGGAGGAGAGUAUGGCAAAGGUGCAUUGGCUAGUGGCAACAACAUUGCUCGUUGCCUUGUUGUUAGGGGGUGCCCAAAAAGCUGUUUCAUUAUGUGGCAUUGACUCACCUAAACAACUAGAUUUAUGCCGAGAAGCAAUUACUGGCAAAUACCCUCCAAAACCAAAGGAAAAAUGCUGUGCAGUUAUCAGACAUGCCAACUUGACUUGCCUUUGUGGAUACAAGUCUCUCCUACCUUCAGUUGGAAUCAACCCCACAAAUGCUUUGGCAUUACCCCGUAAAUGUGGUCUCAAAACACCACGUCAAUGCAAAGUGGCUUGAAGGAACUCUUGGGAAUCAACUCCACCUUCAUUUGCUGCAUUAGCAUUGGAUGCCCCCUUAAAUAACUAAGUAGUUUGUUUUUGGUCUUUGCCUUUUCUUACAUGUCAGCAAGAUGUAUGAUGUAUCAGUUUCCUAUCUAGUACAUUUUACAAAGUUUAUGUUAUUUUUUUGAA
Molecule: messenger RNA, 569 nt
Organism: Lotus japonicus
Lineage: Eukaryota; Viridiplantae; Streptophyta; Magnoliopsida; Fabales; Fabaceae
Product: putative lipid-transfer protein DIR1
Exons: 2
Coding region: 88-396 (102 amino acids)
Biological process (GO): systemic acquired resistance
Molecular function (GO): fatty acid binding
Source: RefSeq, a predicted model, not a curated record